CUGUUUCAGCUGGAGAAUUCGACGUUGUUGAAGUCGAUUCGCGUGACGAAGUUUUUUUUGACGCUGAAAAAUAGCUAUUUUUUGACCUGAGAAGAUGGCGAUGAAAAGCGAUAAGCCGCAGCAACCUGAUUGGGAUGAUACCGACGAGAGUAGCGAUUCUGAAAGCGAUUCGGAGACGGAAGCCACACAUUAUAGAAUUUUUCGGUGUCAGAUAUGUGGUAAGCCGAUCGGUGAAGGGCCGAAAAAGAAAAAAUCGAAUACGACGGCGUUCGCGGUUUCGUGUGGGCACCAGUUUCACAAAAAGUGCCUGAAGAAAAAGAAAGCAGAGUUACCGUGUGAUUGCUUCGUUAAUGGCUGCCGGAAAAAUGGCAGAGUCGAUCCCGAGACGUGGCGGAAAUUACGCGGCGGUACUACCGAGGUAUCGAAGUGCGCGGAAGAAGAAAAGGAUUCCUUGCGCGAGCGGUUAAUAAAAGAGAUGCGGCAAAACACAUUGCUGAUUGAGCAAAACGAGUCGCUGAUUCAGUCGUCGAGAGAGUCGCCGCGUGCUGAAGCCGAGCAAAUUCGAGUUGAGUUAAACUGCGCGAAAACCGAAAUAGAGCAGCUCAAGGCGGAGUUAGCAGAGGUACAGCAAAGAGCUGCGACGCUGGUGGUACAGAACGAUGCGCUGUUGCUCGCGAGUCAAAGUCCAAGAGAUUGGUCAGUCGAGGAACUCUCUGAGGAGACUUUUGCAGCCGAGGCGGAGAGACGUGGUUUCGAGUCAUCGCUGGACAGACUGAACCGAGAAGAACGCGACCGGCGCUACCGGCAGUUUACGGAGAAAAUCGAAGAAAACAACAUGAACUUCGACGAGGCGCUGCAAGCGAUAGACCGACAAAGAGUAUUCACGCAGGUCGACAGUGCACGGAUGAUGGUUUUGAUCGACAUCGACAGAGAGGCGUUGGACAAAGAAGUUAGAUUGUCAGAGGUUCUCGAUGGAAUUAGCGUGCUACCGUCAUUGACAGGUAUCGAGCAGCCGACGAUGCAAAGGAUGAUUGAACUCAACAGACGUCUCGAGCAGCUCGAGAUAAGUUACGACGACGUGUUCGAGGUGGUCAACGAUGAAGCUGAGCGAGCGCGUCUGGAAGCCAGAAAGUCGCUGAAAAAGAAAGAAACUACGAAACCGGCGGCGAAAGCGGUAGUUGAGAAGCCUCAAAAGACCGAAGAGAAACCAUCGACGUUGAAAGAGAAGCGGUCUUCGGUCCCGAACACACCAGACGUAAACCUGGACGGAAUCGAGACGGACGGUAAGAGUAACGACGGUGAAAGCCCUCGACCUGACGAUGAGCGUGCGAAAAGAGAGACACGUAAAAGAACGAGUACAGAGUCGUCAAAAGAGAGCUCUUCGCCAAAAAGCCCUAAGCUAGAGGAUGUUAUACCUGAUUCGGUUAUUUAUGCUUCGCUAAAAAUCUGUUUAGAAAGAGCAGCGCGUGGAGACCUUAAAGAAAGAAUUCAAGGGAUACUCGACUCAUACAACGAAACAUCAACGGUGAAGACCGAGACGCCUCAAGAUUCCGAUAACGCAGUCAAAAAAUCGAUACUCGAGGCGCGGGUGAAAAAUCAAGAGCGUACGCCGAUUACGACGCAGCAACAACAGCCGCGGUACGCCACGCCGAAUACUCCGGCGUCCGAUUCAGCGAGUCGAUCGCAGCGAAGCACGAGCGAGUCACGGAGGCGCGACACGAGCACGGGUGAUUCCUCGUCAAAAAAGACGGAUGUAUCGAGUAGUUCGCGCGGAUCGAGAGUAAGCGGUGUUGAGUCGAUUGAAAAGAAGCGGGCGUCAUCGAGGAGCUCGUCCAGCGAGUCGGAUUCAGAUUCGUCCGAGUCAACGCCACCGAAGAAGUCUAGAAAGUCGAAGUCGUCAAGAAAGCGAGCAGCGACGAAACGCAAAUCAACUUCAAAGAAUAAAGCGUCGCCGAAGAAGAAAAAGGUUACGUCGACAAAAAAGAAACCGGCGACAAAACGUAAACCGGCGACGACGAAACCGGCGGUAAAGCGUAAACUCCCAGUAGCGAGAGACGAGACGCCGGAAAUACCGCCUGAAGGAGUGAAGACUCGUAGCCAGACGCGAAGCGAGUCGAAAUCGGUAGAGGAAGGCGAAGUUACCCAAUCUAGUCAAGAGACGCUCGAGCUUGCGGCAGAUGCGAGUGAAUUCGAGGAGCAGCCUGAAUCAAGACCACCGUUACCGAACGUACCGGCACCUGAGCAGCCGCCGCCCCCGAGCCCAGAGCGAGUUCUACAGGACCAGCAGCCUGGUCUAGCGCAGUUAACGCCGGGCGAACGGGCGCAGCGCGCCUUUCAAGAACGAGAGCGCGAGUUUAGACGAAACAUGGAAAUAGCGUUGCGACAUCACGACCGAGAAGCCGCUAGAGUACGUGAAGGAAGAAUGGAUCUCGGACCAAUAGAAGAUUAUUUCGAGCCGCUGGAAAAUUGCCCGCCGCCACCAGCGCCAGUAUGGCUGAUGGCCGAGUUUCGGUACGAGCCGCGCGGUGAGAGAUACGUUCGAGGUAUGUUUUUUCCGGUAACGCGCGACACGAUUCAACAGUCGAUGCAGAGCCGAGGAAUUUUGAUCAAUAAUGAGUUGACGGUACGAGAUGACUUAUAUUAUCAGAGAGACGGCGGGGCUUGGAUUCUGGGCCGAGUAUACCGUGGAGGCGCUACGUAUUACGUAAUCAACUCGUUCGUCGUCAUCGGAGAUGCUCUCGCGCAUGCGGUGGUAAGUGAGGUGAUCUACCAAAACGUAGCGGCGAGGCGAGCGUGGAGUGUGCACCCGCUCGCGGGCUCACGAAUUCCAACGACCACCAUGUGCAGAAACCUGCGAAGCUUGGUCCAGCGGGCGCCGCAGCGAGUGGUGAUGUCGGCGGGGCAGUUUUGCAUGGAGUCGCAGACGUUCGAAAUUGUAACCGAGAGAAUCCUCGAACUUUGGCGCGCGAUGCAUCGGCGGGGUACGCGACACAUUUUGAUGGUGCCUCCGCUGACGUGGCCGCACUGCCCGGAAAUACGGGUCCGGAUACGGGAGUUUCUACGGCAAGGACCGACGAGAGCAGAGUUCGACGGCAGAUACGUAUAUAUGGAGGCAUUAGAAGAAACGAUCGAGAGAUGCCCUCCAGCGACGUUCCGUGGUGAGACGCCGUAUUUGAACGAGCACCAAGCGUCGGAGGCGUUAGUCAGGAUAUUUGAGUACGCAACGGUCGAGCGGAGAUGGGGGUACGGUCAGUUUCCGCGAGAGCAGGAUCCGCCGCGUCCGGUGGAGCAGCUCCAAGCAAACCAACUUCAACGUAUCGAGGAGAUGUUGAGGCAAGACCGUGCAGCCUUGGCGGCGCAUGAACGAAGGAAUGUCCGCGAGCAGCUGGAACGAGAAGUACACGAGAGGGAGCUGAUCGAAAGAGUGCAGCGACAGAUGAGACACCUUCCUGGCGCAGAUCGUCAAUUACUGCCCGAGCGAGCCGCGCAGUUGGUCAACGAGGUGAACCGACAGAUGCCUGAGCCGCAGCAGCAGCCGCAAGCUGGACCGAGUCGCCAGCAGCCGGCACAAGAAGGAAGACAGUUACAGGUGGCUAUACCACGAGCACCUGGAUUGGCCGGAUUUGGACGAGGUCGUGGCAGGCUGGCGGAGAGACGCGAGCGAAUGCGAUUGGAGGCGGAGGAAGAAAGACAAAACCCUCAGAACGAACAGAACCAGGAUGAUGGCAGAGAAGCACGCUAAAAUGCGGUGAAAAUUUUUCGAAGAGUCGCCUCUGUCUAUUUAGUUUUGUUUUCUCGAUGUAAAAUUUGUCUCACGCGCGAUUCGUUGCAGUAUUACGAGUAGUGAACGAAAGUAGUUCCAAAAUUGUAAAUUUUUUUUUCCCUGAUGUUGUAUUUUUUAUUUUUUCUCGAUCGUGGUCUCAAAUUUUUUUUUAUUAUUAUUAUUGUUGUUUAUUUUUUGAUGUAAUUACGAGUAAGCUCCUCGAGGAAAAGAGAAUUUUUCGAGUAGAGCAGUUUGUUUUGGUAUUUGUUGUUUAUACUAUUGUUUUGUUGUUUUUUGUUUCUACCAUUUGCCAAAUUAAAAGAUGAAGGUUUGUUUAUUGAAUUUUGAGGCGUGCUAAUAAGUAGGGUAUGCCGAAAUGUAAAUAAGUGUGAAUUUGUGUGUGAAUUUGUGCAGGCAAAUGAGUAGUUUAGUUUACGAAAGCAAUGUUUUUUGUGAAUUGUUUUUUGGAAUUUAAUUAAGAUCAUUGAGUAACCAAACAUACGAGGUGAAAUUAAAUCUGCUGUGAUAAAUAAAAUAAAAACUUACGUGUUGGAA
Molecule: messenger RNA, 4318 nt
Organism: Planococcus citri (citrus mealybug)
Lineage: Eukaryota; Metazoa; Arthropoda; Insecta; Hemiptera; Pseudococcidae
Exons: 5
Coding region: 95-3742 (1215 amino acids)
Source: RefSeq, a predicted model, not a curated record